Messenger RNA from Cyanistes caeruleus (blue tit), 1264 nucleotides. It is a transcript of the gene UCN3, whose product is annotated as urocortin 3. Gene Ontology annotation, cellular component: extracellular region. Gene Ontology annotation, biological process: digestion; cellular response to nutrient levels; hormone-mediated signaling pathway. Gene Ontology annotation, molecular function: hormone activity; corticotropin-releasing hormone receptor 2 binding. NCBI's taxonomy places the organism in Eukaryota, Metazoa, Chordata, Aves, Passeriformes, Paridae. The record is from RefSeq and is a predicted model, not a curated record.
AAAACAGGGAAAACCCUCCCAAAUCCCCACUCUGGGAAUAAAACCACAUUCAUUGGGAUAACGUCAAUCCAUGCUGGAACGCCAACACUCCUCAGAGCCAGAAAAACCUUUGGAAUUAAAACAUCCCUGCCCCCAAAACCCCGGGGACAAAGCCGUGCGUGAUCCUACAAAAUGCCAGCCCCGCUUUGGGGUGACUCUUCCCAGAUUUUUGGGAUCCGACGUCUUUCCCCCCCUCCCUCCUCCUUUUCCCGGAUUUUUUCCCUGCAGAUGGAUGGGGAGAGGCUCCGUGACGUCGCCAGCUCACUCUGAUCUCAUUUUAAUGAAAUCAUUCCCAAAGCACGGCUCCACGUCUGGAAUUACGACUCCAACCCCGUGAUCCCUCAUUUUUUAUAAAUACACCAGGGAGGGGGGAAAAGGUUUCCAGAGAGAGGGAAAAAAAUAUCCCGGUCCCUGAAAAAGGAAUCAGGGAAGAGCCAGGGAGGAGAAGUUCGGGAAAGGCUCCCGAUGCCUCUUUCCCGGGAGUGAUUCCACGGCAAAUCCUUCCCAUCCCAAGAAUCCAGGAGAAGCAGGCCACCGCCAUGUCCCACCCCAGGCUGCUGCUCCUCCUCAUCCUGCUCGGAGCUGCCGGGACCGGCCGGGCCCUAAGCCUCUCCAACGCCGCCUCCAUCUUCAGCUGCCUCAACGCCGCCCUGUCGGAAGCGCAGAAGAUCCAUCCCGAGGAAAACGCCGUCCUGGACAAGCGCGGCUCCGAGUCACCGUCCCUGGAGGAGGCGUCCGAGGAGGAGGCGGAGGAGGAAGAGCUGGGGAAAAGGACAUUCCCGGGGGACGGCCACUCCCGAUACGCGUCCCAGGCGCGGCUGAAGGGCAAGAGCUCGCAGAACCGGGCCAAGAGUGACCGGCACACCAAGGUCACGCUGUCGCUCGACGUCCCCACCAACAUCAUGAACAUCCUCUUCAACAUCGCCAAGGCCAAGAACUUGAGGGCCAAGGCGGCGGCCAACGCCCACCUCAUGGCCCAGAUUGGGCGGAGGAAGUGACCGGGCCACCGCCCGAGGGGACCGAUGUGUGACAGCGGCAUUGUCUGGUUCUGACCCAUCCAGCGACCUCACAUCCUUCUCCCGCCCUUCUCUCCUCCCCACCCUCCUCCGUCGUUCCUUCCGGACAUUUCCACGCGCAGGGAAGAGGUUCCCGUCGCCAGUGGGGCACAGGGGACGCGUCACCCGGGAAGGUUCCUGAUUAAAGCUGCCAUUUCUGGAGUUUCCAA